Prorocentrum cordatum is the source of this 2718-nucleotide messenger RNA. The record is from the annotation of a GenBank genome assembly. Lineage: Eukaryota; Dinophyceae; Prorocentrales; Prorocentraceae.
AUGCUCACGACCCGAGCCGUGGAGGAGCGGCUGGCCUUCCUCGGGCCGGGCGCUUCUGCCCGCUCCGCCGCGCCGCUGGGCCGCCGCUGCGCGGCUGCGACGGGCGCCCUCGCGUCCCUCGGCUGCCAGGGGCAACGCUGCCAGGAGGCGGGGCGCACACGACGGAGCCGGCCUGGGCGAGGGCCCGAUACGCACGCGAGGCGCUCCAAGAAGAAGGUUGCCUCGGCCUGCUGGGCGCCAUCCUCGUGGCCGCAGGACCGCUUCCCGCUCGAGCCCGCGCCCAGCUGCUUCCCCUGCUGGUGCUCCUCGGAGGGCGAGCUCAGAUCUUGCGGCGUGGCCGCGGACAUGAAGUAUUCUGUCCUGAGCUUGGCGCAAGCAGGUAUCACUCACAUUCGCCCAGGGGCCUUCUCGCCUUCCACCUUUGCUUCCAGCCCGAACAUGUUUUCCGAGGCCAGCCUGAGAGGGAACAGGCUGAGAACGAUGGAGAUUGGCACCUUCCAGCACAUGACAGAGCUCACCUGGCUCGACUUACGAGACAAUGGGCUGGAUGCCAUUGCCCCUGGUGCAUUCGACGGGCUCGAGCGUCUACAGCAUCUCCUGUUGGACAUCAGCGCAGAAUUCCAAGACGGAGCAUCGCAGUGCACCCUCCCGCAGUGCAAGCUGCCCCCUCUGAAGGCGGGCGUCUUCCGGGGCCUCUCCCAACUGCGGACCCUGGGGCUCUGCAGCUGGAAGGGCCAGAGCUGGUUCUACACGGGCGUGCCUUCUGUGGAGCCAGGUGUCUUCUCGGGGCUCGACAGCCUGGAGGUCCUCAGGAUGCACGGGGCCUUCGACGAGCCCUUCUGGCAGGCCGCGGGCGGGCGCCUGCCCCCCGGGCUCUUCGCUGGCCUGGGGCGGCUGCGCGUGCUGGUGCUGGGCAACGCCAGGCUCCCGCGCCUGGGCCCGGAGGACCUGGCCGGCACGCCCGGCCUUCGCGGCUUUCUUCUUCCAGACCUACGGGAUAAUCCUCUGUACCAGGUGCAGCCCGGCACGUUCCAGGGCCUCGCGCAGCUGCGCCUUCUGGACAUGUCCCGGUGCGGCCUGGUAGACCUGCAGCCCGGUACCUUCGCGGGCCUGGCGGAGCUGCGCCACCUCAGUUUGAGCCAAGGCUGCUUCCGACAGCUGCGCGCUGGGGCGUUCGCGGGCCUGGAGAACCUCGAGGAGUUGGACCUCUCCAGCAACGAAUUCCUCGCGUUGGUGGCGCCAGGCGCCCUGGAUGAUCUGAGCAGCCCUCCUCUGCAGUCUCUGAGCCUCAAAGGGACGCCCUUACAGGGCGCGGUGGAGAGGUGCGCGCCCUGGGACAGCACUGCAGAGCACUGCAGUGACAGCUUUCUGGCACUGUGGAGGCUGACGCGUAAUUUCUUCAGCGAUGUCUUCGUGAAUGGCCUGGGGUGCUCCGAGGUCAGUCAGCUGUGCGGCAACGACCAGUCCAUGACGCAGGCGGGUUGUCCAGUUACCUGCGGCCUGUGCGACGCCGUCGCGGCCGACGCCUCUCAAGCCGACGGCUGCGAAGACAGGGACUGGGUGUUGGAUUACGUGAUGGUCUUAAUGGUAGGACUUGAGCUUCCGUUGGAUGUACCUGGCGCACCUGGUUCCACCUCGCCGCUCAGCACCUGGAGUACCUGUGCAGACGUGGCUGCCGCCGGGGCCUGCGAUCACCCUUUCUGGCUGGAGGCCGCGACGCUACUCUGCCCGGUUGCAUGCGGCCUCUGCGAUGCGUAUAGGCAGCGUAGUUGCACAGAUUUUGCAUUCUUUGCUGGUCCUCUUGGAGAUUUAUCGAGGCUUUGCAGUGGACCGUACUUUGAACCACUAUGUAGCGAUCUGGGCCCUCUCGGGGACCUUGCCCGCCUCCUGUGCCCGAGCACUUGCGGCGAGUGCUCAGCCGUCGCGGGGGUGUGCGAUGGCGCCGCCGACAGCCUGACGCUGGGCGAGGGGAUGGAGUUUCUGAACGCCGGUGUGCAACAGGGCUCUGAGAUUACGAACGGGUCCGAGGCCUAUGCAACUCCAUUGCCCUAUGCAAUCUCGCUGUUCCAGCUAGAUCACCGAUGUGACCCUUCAGGUUCAUUCGAUUGCGGAGACCGAGACCCUGAUUUUGUGAGCGAUUGCGCGGCACAGUGCUGGGAAAAGUUCGCAGCCAGCAUUGGUUUCGAUUUUUUUAUGUACGAACCAUCUCACGGUCGGUGCUACUGGGCGUUAGCAGCGGCUUGUGUGAGCGAGAGCCUGCAUCCUCAGCAAGGUUGGCACGUGUGGCGCAUCGAGCAGCUGCUGCCUACGCCAGUGUAUAUCUACCAGUCUGUGCCUGAAUACAUUGGAUGCUACGUUGACGACUACUAUAGCCGAGUGUUCAACCAGGGUCCUAUGAAUUACGGCUACACCGUAUUCUCGUGUUCGGGAGCUUGUGCCGGCGUGCCCACAACACACCUGGCACUGCAGGACGGUGGACAGUGCUGGUGCGGCAGCGCCGAGAAUUUGGGCAACGCGCCAUACCUACAAACUGCCAACGGCGAGUGUGGCGAGCCAUCGCUCGAAUACGGAAUACAAACCACCGACGGCCCGCAGCCGCAGAGAGGUGGUGGAGCCUUGAGAAAUGCAGUCUACACGCUUCCGUCGGUCUCCACACCGACUUCAGGCGGGCCCGGCAUGGACGAACACGGACCCAGGCGAGGCCCACAGCGGCCCUGA